Messenger RNA from Trichoderma aggressivum f. europaeum, 1815 nucleotides. RefSeq lists its product as uncharacterized. Gene Ontology annotation, cellular component: mitochondrial matrix. Lineage: Eukaryota; Fungi; Ascomycota; Sordariomycetes; Hypocreales; Hypocreaceae. The record is from RefSeq and is a predicted model, not a curated record. Gene Ontology annotation, molecular function: isocitrate lyase activity; methylisocitrate lyase activity. The transcript has 2 exons. Bases 1 to 1815 code for a protein of 604 amino acids.
AUGAUGCGAAUAGCUUCACGGGCUCCCCAGCGGGUGUGCUCCCUGGCCUCCUCUUCUGCCUCCGCCGCUCUUCGUCGAUCCAUCCCGUGCUCUGUUGCCGUCCGCGCCAUUGCAACAACCGCUCUCAUGGCCGCUCCCACUCAAACCAUCGCUCACGCAGCGCCAGCCGACGCCUACCAGCUGCUGCCCGAGGCGCAAAAGGCCGGCCGGGCUGAAGAUGCCCUCUAUGAGGCCCAGGUCAAGGAGAUUGAGGAGUGGUGGGCAUCGCCUCGUUAUGCCGGCAUUCGACGCCCGUACAGCGCCGCAGAUGUCGCCUCCAAGCGCGGCACCCAGCUCGUCAAGUACCCCAGCUCCGUCAUGGCCACCAAGCUGUUUAACCUGAUCCGCGAGCGCGAGAGCAAGGGCGAUCCCAUUCACACAAUGGGCGCCAUCGAUCCCGUCCAGAUGACCCAGCAGGCCCCUCACCAGGAAGUCCUCUACAUCUCCGGCUGGGCUUGCUCCUCCGUCCUGACCAGCACCAACGAAGUGUCUCCCGACUUUGGCGACUACCCCUACAACACCGUCCCCAACCAGGUCCAGCGCCUCGCCAAGGCCCAGUCCAUGCACGACCGCAAGCAGUGGGACGCCCGCCGCAAGAUGACCGCCGAGGAGCGGGCCAAGACUCCCUAUACCGACUACCUCCGCCCCAUCAUCGCCGACGGUGACACCGGCCACGGAGGUCUCUCUGCCGUGCUCAAGCUGGCCAAGCUGUUUGCCGAGAACGGCGCGGCCGCGGUGCACUUUGAGGACCAGCUUCACGGCGGCAAGAAGUGCGGCCACUUGGCAGGCAAGGUCUUGGUGCCCACGGGCGAGCACAUCAACCGUCUCAACGCCGCCCGCUUCCAGUGGGACGUCAUGGGCUCCGAGAACUUAGUCAUUGCCCGUACCGAUUCGGAGUCUGGCCGUCUCAUCUCGUCAGCCAUCGACGUCCGUGAUCACGAGUUCAUCCUCGGGAUUGCCGACCCCACCAUCGAGCCCCUCGCCGAAACGCUGCAGGCGAUGGAGGCCAAGGGGGCCACAGGCGCCGAGAUUGAUGUCUUUGAGGCCAAGUGGGUGAAGAGCAGCAGGCUGGUGACUUUUGACGAGGCUGCCGUCGAGCACAUGCAAAAGGAGGGCGUCGCCCAGGCCAAGAUUGACGAGUAUCUCUCCGCCACGGCCGAGGACCGCGACAUGGGCAUCUCUCGCCGCCGCCACCUCGCCUCCGAAUACACCAAGACCCCCGUCUACUUCAACUGGGACGUCCCUCGCACUCGUGAGGGCUACUACCACUUCCGCGCCGGCAUGGAGGCUGCCACCAAGCGUGCCCUGUCCUUUGCUCCCUACGCCGAUCUCCUCUGGGUGGAAACCGGCGACCCCAACGUCGAAGUCGCCGCCAAGCUGGGCCGCGCCGUGCGUGCCGUCAACCCCGGCAAGUCCCUCGUCUACAACCUGUCUCCCUCGUUCAACUGGAUGGCCCACGGCUUCACCGACGAGAAGCUCAAGUCCUUCAUCUGGGACAUUGCCAAGGAGGGCUUUACCCUGCAGCUCAUCUCGCUGGCCGGCCUCCACUCGACGGCCACCAUCACCAACGAGCUGGCCAAGAAGUUCAAGACGGACGGCAUGAAGGCGUACGUGGAGGUUGUGCAGAGGCGAGAGAAGGAGCUGGGCUGCGAUGUGUUGACGCACCAGAAGUGGAGCGGAGCGAGCUACAUUGACGGCAUCUUGGGUGCUAUUCAGAGCGGCAGCUCCAGCAGCAGGAGCAUGGGAGAGGGCAACACUGAAGGCCAGUUUGACUAG